Anarrhichthys ocellatus (wolf-eel) is the source of this 2072-nucleotide messenger RNA. RefSeq names its product N-ethylmaleimide-sensitive factor attachment protein, alpha b (gene napab). The record is from RefSeq and is a predicted model, not a curated record. The transcript is spliced from 11 exons. Gene Ontology annotation, cellular component: terminal bouton; synaptobrevin 2-SNAP-25-syntaxin-1a complex; vacuolar membrane. Lineage: Eukaryota; Metazoa; Chordata; Actinopteri; Perciformes; Anarhichadidae. The coding region runs from base 126 to 1013 and encodes 295 amino acids. Gene Ontology annotation, biological process: regulation of synaptic vesicle priming; intracellular protein transport; synaptic transmission, glutamatergic. Gene Ontology annotation, molecular function: soluble NSF attachment protein activity; syntaxin binding.
CCAGGGGUGACGUGACGUGACGUGACAAGACAAACCAAAUUCGCUCCUGUUAGCACCGAUUAGCAAGUUUGUUGACUUUCGCAUUUUCUCGGUCUUCCCUCAACAUCAGAGCAGUGACACGAAAAAUGGACAAUAGCGGGAAAGAAAAGGAAGCAAUGGCUUUAGUGGCCGAGGCUGACAAGAAAAUGAAAUCAUCAUCAUCGUUUUUCGGAGCGAUGUUUGGGGGUUCCUCCAAGACGGAAGAGGCCUGUGACAUGUAUGUGAGGGCAGCCAACAUGUACAAAAUGGCCAAAAAUUGGUGUGCCGCAGGAAACGCAUUCUCCCAGGCGGCUCGCCUGCACCUCCAGAUGCAGAGCAAACACGAUGCGGCAACUAACUUCAUAGAUGCUGGAAACGCCUUCAAAAAAGCAGAUCCACAAGAGGCCAUAAACUGCCUCAAUCGAGCUAUUGAGAUAUACACUGAUAUGGGGCGCUUCACCAUCGCAGCCAAACAUCACAUCACCAUUGCUGAAAUAUACGAGACUGAGAUGGUUGACAUCGACAAGGCCAUUGCUCAUUAUGAACAGGCAGCAGACUAUUACAAAGGGGAAGAAUCUACCAGUUCAGCAAACAAGUGCCUCCUGAAAGUAGCAACCUACGCGGCUCAGCUGGAGCAGUACCCGAAAGCCAUUGAGAUCUAUGAACAGGUUGGAACCCACGCGAUGGACAGUACACUCCUGAAAUACAGUGCCAAGGAUCACUUCUUCAAGGCGGCGCUCUGUCACUUCUGUGUGGACAUGCUGAAUGCAAAACUUGCUGUGCAGAAGUAUGAAGAGAUGUUUCCGGCCUUUUCAGACUCGCGGGAAUGCAAGCUGUUGAAGAAACUUCUAGAUGCCUAUGAAGAACAGAACGUGGAGGCCUAUACUGACGCGGUGAAGGAAUUCGACACCAUUUCACGGUUGGACCAGUGGCUCACCACCAUGCUUCUCCGCAUCAAGAAAACCAUACAAGACGAUGAGAGCGACCUUCGCUGACUUCCCUACCUGCUCGUGACCUCGAACCCUCAGCAACCGACUUGCAUCCUUCUUUUUUGCCUGGAGCCUCUCACUUCCAUUCUAGCAGCAAUCUAAAUAGUUUGACCGUUAGCCCCUUAUAUUCCCUCACAGAUGCUGCGUUUCUUUCCCACCAUCUGCAGUAUUUGUUCUUGCCUUUUUAAUCCGCUCAGCUCAAAAAUUAUUCAUUUAUAGGUAUGAAUACUAUGUUAGUUGUCUAUUGUUAUGAUCCAGGUUUUGGCCCAAUACUAAAUAAUAAUACCAGCACACUUGUGAAAUAAAGAUUAUAUUUAAUUUUUCUUGUUAUAAAAUGUUUGAGAGGAUGGCAAUUUAAUAAUGUGGAUCUAAAGAAUGUUUUCCCAGAAUGUGCUUGAGAAUGAAUAUAACUUACCAAAUGCCAAAAAUCACACUCAUUGGUCUUUGAUACUUUUGAGCACUCCGGUAUACUGUCGGUCAUAUCAGGGCACCUCUAAUUAACAGCACAAUAUCUCAGCGGCAGAGCUCCUCAAGCAGAGAGGUCAGGAGUUUCUGAGGUGAUUCCACGGCAAAUACGCACUUUGCCUUAUUCUGCGAAGUUCUCAGGAUGGGAGUUGCCAGAUUUGAGGAAAACCAUAAAAUAAUCUUGCUUUUAGAAGCGUUAUCAAUUAAUUUGCAAAUUGUUUAAAGUGCUUUUACUUAACAAACAAAGGUGAAAGAUGCUCAUCACUUUUGUGAACAUUUGCAAGGUUUGGUAAGGAUAAGAAAACAAGAGCAGCCUUUUCCCGCUGUAUAGGAGUUGUUUCUCAAGUGUGUUUUCUUGUUUUUUGUUAUUGUAUAAUAUGUGCUUUUUUUCCUAUCAUAACUAAACAGGCUGAAAAAACUGCCUGCACGAAAUGCAAUACAUCAGCUUUUCUGAUCUGAACACUGUGCUCAUGUACUCUCCUGGUGAUUUUGUCAAGAGACAAUUGGUCUUAAAGAAGUUGUACGUCACUCAUGUUUCCUGUCAAACGUUUGAAUAAACCUGUCUAAGAUGUAACGCAUCCUGGACAUGGGCUCCACCAA